UAAACCUAAACCAGACUUCUACAUCGCAAUCUGCAAUUCCGCCCAUUCACAUUGAUACACAGCCGCCGCUCCACUUCCCUUGGAUUACGUCCCUCAUCACGCCGCUGCUGCUCCUCAAUCGUUCCGCGGCUUCUUCUCCCUUGUCACGCUGCUGCUCCUCCAUCGCCGACGCUCUCUCUCGAUACUGCUCCUUGCUGCUGUUGUCCUCCUACUUCGCCGCCGCAGGUUGUAGAGUUCCAAUCAUGUCUUGGUGUACUAUUGAGUCUGAUCCUGGUGUUUUUACGGAACUUAUACAACAAAUGCAAGUGAAAGCCAUCAAGAACAAUAACAUCACAGUCAACAUUUUCCUUGUUAUCAUCCAGUCACCAAAUUUGCCUUAUACCCUUGGGUUCCACCACCCAAAUCUUGUGGCAUUUGCAUCCCAGAUUGAGUUUUCAGUGGUCGAGGAGCUGUAUUCUUUGGACCUGGAUUCUCUAGACAGCCUUAGGCCUAUAUAUGGGUUGGUUUUCCUUUUCAAAUGGCAUCCAGGGGAAAAAGAUGAACGUCCUGUCUUAAAGGAUUCAAACUCCAACCUUUUCUUUGCCAGUCAGGUGAUCAACAAUGCCUGUGCAACCCAAGCAAUUCUAUCUAUUCUAAUGAACUGCCCAGAUAUUGACAUUGGCCCAGAAUUGUCUAAAUUGAAAGAAUUCACGAGGAAUUUUCCACCUGAACUCAAAGGUUUGGCCAUUAACAACAGUGAAGUUAUACGUGCAGCUCAUAACAGUUUUGCAAGACCUGAGCCCUUUGUUCCUGAGGAGCAGAAGGCUGCUGGAAAAGAUGAUGAUGUGUACCAUUUUAUAAGUUAUUUGCCUGUUGAUGGAGUUCUGUACGAGCUUGAUGGUUUGAAAGAGGGUCCCAUUAGCCUUGGCCAGUGUACUGGUGGGCACAAUGAUAUGGACUGGUUGCAAAUGGUGCAACCAGUGAUCCAAGAACGCAUUGAGAGGUAUUCUAAAAGUGAAAUCAGAUUCAAUCUCAUGGCAAUAAUCAAGAACCGGAGAGAAAUAUAUACUGCUGAACUCAAGGAGCUGCAAAGGAGGAGGGAGCGUAUUUUGCAGCAGCUUGCUUCAUUGCAGUCGGAUAGGAUGGUGGAUAGCAGCAACUUUGAAGCAUUGAACAAAUCACUAUCUGAGGUAAAUACUGGGAUUGAGACUGCAACUGAGAAGAUAUUGAUGGAGGAGGAAAAAUUCAAGAAGUGGAGGACUGAGAACAUUCGGAGGAAGCACAAUUAUAUACCCUUUUUGUUCAACUUCCUGAAGAUUCUUGCCGAGAAGAAGCAGCUGAAGCCCCUUAUCGAGAAGGCCAAGCAGAAAACAUGAUUUUCUCAAGGAAAGGUGAGAUCUCUGGUCGGGUGCCAUGUACUGUAUAAGAUAUUUAUGUUCUUAUAGUUAAUUUAUAGAGGACUUUGGCAAAUUUUUGGUAUGUUAGCACAUUUGUUUUCUCUGGUGCUAGUUCGUUGUUCUUGAUUCUCUCUCUAGGUCACUAUUCCCCAUCCCCCUAGGUGCUUUGAAAGAAAUCGUAGCAUGUGAAGGCUUUGAGAGGUUCAAGCAUCUCACUGUGAAGCCUUAAGACUGCUUGCUAUGUUUAAUGUUGAAGUAUUGGGAUCAUGUGGAGCUUGUAUAGCAAAUCAAAAUGGCACGAGUUCUGAGGCUGUGUUGUCGUUUUGUUUACUUGGUUUGGCUAUGGAUUCCAGAGUUUUUGUAUAAUUCAGGUUUUAAUGGUAGAAAUACUAAUGGAUAAUGUUCAUUUA
Manihot esculenta (cassava) is the source of this 1786-nucleotide messenger RNA. Its product is annotated as ubiquitin carboxyl-terminal hydrolase 2. Gene Ontology annotation, biological process: ubiquitin-dependent protein catabolic process; protein deubiquitination. The coding region runs from base 243 to 1355 and encodes 370 amino acids. Gene Ontology annotation, cellular component: cytoplasm. Gene Ontology annotation, molecular function: cysteine-type deubiquitinase activity. The transcript has 7 exons. The record is from RefSeq and is a predicted model, not a curated record. Lineage: Eukaryota; Viridiplantae; Streptophyta; Magnoliopsida; Malpighiales; Euphorbiaceae.